GAAAACUACUUCCGGCGGAUGUGAAGCCUGUGAUUGGUCAAGGCCUGCACCGACUGCGCUGAUUGGUUCACAUGGCUUGUUGGUAAACUGAUCUGCCCCGGAUGUAAAACUGAGCCAGCUUUGCUAAGACGUAAGAUCUACUCAUUGAUUCCCGUCUGCUGAGAACAUGUCUGACAGUGAUGGCCAGGCACACGAGCCUGCUGGACUGGAGGGUCUGCCACCAAUGCACAGCAUUUCCAAAGGAGAGGUGGUCUCUGUGCAGACGUACGGAGCCUUUGUCAGACUUCCAGGAUACAAGAAAGAAGGUCUGGUACAUGUGAGUGAGAUGUCAGCAUCGAGGGUUGAGAGUGCCUCAGAGAUUGUCGAUAUGGGGGAAAAGGUGUGGAUUAAGGUCAUUGGGAGAGAGAUUCAAGGCGACAAGGUGAAGUUGUCCUUCUCAAUGAAAGCUGUCAAUCAGGGAACAGGACAGGACUUGGACCCAAACAAUGUUAUGGCAGAGCAAGAUCAGAGGCGACGUAGGAAAUUUAAGGAUCACACAGGCAACAGGAUCACACUGGAAGCUGUACUCAACACAACAUGCUCAAAGUGUGGCUGCAAAGGUCACUUCACAAAGGACUGUUUCUCCACUCCGGGCUUGCAGUACGCUCUAGUGCCUGAGGAAGACGCUGAAGCGCCACAGCAGCAGCAACAACAGCAGGCCUCAGCUGUUGCACCACAGCUAGACUCAGACAAAAAGAAGAAGAAAAAGAAGGAGAAGAAAAUGAAGAAGAAAAGGAAGAGGGAAAGGAAGGAGUCGGGGAGCGACAGCAGCAACAGCAGCAGUGACGAAUGCAAAUCCAAGAAGAGACGCCACGAGCACGACAAAGAGGACAAGAAGAAGAAGAAACACAAGAAACACAGAUCACACAAACACAGCUGAGACAGCCACAAAUACAUACGUACAUGCAUACAUAUCUUAUUCACACACACUGCAGCUAUCAGACAGACGCAGAAGAGGAAGUGGUUGGCAUCAGACUGCCAGAUAUGUAUCUUUUUUUUUAUUAUUCCUCCACUUAAAGCUCAAUAUAGAUAUCUUCAACCCUUUAGGUUAACCCAUCUUAUCAUCAAGCUUGCAGACUUCCUAUCAAAUUUCAAGAAAUCAAAUUAUUGUCCAGAGGGUAAACGGUUGCAAAAUCAGUUGACAAGCCCCACUUGUCCUAAAGUAACCUCUGGCUCCCGCUCAGAGGGAGGAGUGUACUCAUCAUACUGUAUGUAACCGGAUAAGUGAAACCAAUAUGGCUGCAAGCGGCUUCCCGCAUGGAAUUUAGAUAUUGUUUUACACUAGACUUAAGGGGGUGUAACAUUAAAGUCCUUUAAAUAACCCUUUCAGAGAAAUCCCACACACAUACACACCCACACCCACACACAGGCAUAUUAAAGACAAACAGGAUGUGUAAUAUCGCACAUGUGAGCGUGACAGGAUCUUCAGGUUGUGAUGAUAUCCUGGAGCUGUAUGCUGUUCAUUGUCCAUUUACAUACGUGUGUGUUUGUGUAGCUUGCCAUCAGGGGAUGCUUUCAACACACACAGCCGGUUUCCUGCAUGUCAACUGUUAACUCCAUUAAAGUUGUUUUUAUUUGUGAAGA
This is a messenger RNA of Eleginops maclovinus (Patagonian blennie), 1623 nucleotides long. It is a transcript of the gene zcchc17, whose product is annotated as zinc finger, CCHC domain containing 17. NCBI's taxonomy places the organism in Eukaryota, Metazoa, Chordata, Actinopteri, Perciformes, Eleginopidae. The record is from RefSeq and is a predicted model, not a curated record. Gene Ontology annotation, molecular function: RNA binding; zinc ion binding. Gene Ontology annotation, biological process: RNA stabilization. The transcript has 7 exons. Bases 167 to 919 code for a protein of 250 amino acids.